Messenger RNA from Gasterosteus aculeatus aculeatus (three-spined stickleback), 671 nucleotides. It is a transcript of the gene mustn1a, whose product is annotated as musculoskeletal, embryonic nuclear protein 1a. Gene Ontology annotation, biological process: chondrocyte proliferation; tissue regeneration; chondrocyte differentiation. Gene Ontology annotation, cellular component: nucleus. NCBI's taxonomy places the organism in Eukaryota, Metazoa, Chordata, Actinopteri, Perciformes, Gasterosteidae. The record is from RefSeq and is a predicted model, not a curated record.
UCAGAUUCAUCCACUGGAGAAUCACUGCUCGGUUGGGUAUAUUUGCGUGUGUGUCGUGCUGGACUCACAACUGAAAAACGGGGACAUCUGACGGGUAGGAGACCUUCUCAAGGCCAGCUUCAGUUGCACAAACAUGUCUCAACCAGGUCAAGAAGAACAUGAGCAAAUGCAGCGUCCCGAGGUGAGAGAUGAGGACCUGACCGAAGCGAAAGGCCAACUGGGUGCAAGUGGGCCAGCAAAGAGCAAGACUUAUGAAGUAAUGGAGGAGUGCGAGAAAAUGGGCAAAGCGGCACCGUCAGUAUUCAGUGGAGCGAGGUCCGGGGCCGAGACUGUUUUGAACUCGCGCUCAGCUCAGGCCAACAGGAAGUAGCGGUGGACUUUGCCCAUUAUCGGACAACGCGGACAACUUCUUUACCACUUUUACAUUUUUUAAAGAAAAUUGAGAAAUAUUCAACCAUUCAUUGCUGCCUGUGUAAACAGCAGAAUGUAUCCACAGUUCCAGGUAAUUGUAUAAUUACUAAUAAGGAUUUAGCAAAACUGCAUUCAAAACAAUUGUAUGGAAAAUCAAUUCUUUAAAAAAAAAAAAGUCUGAAAUGUGUUUAACAAAUUGUCUUGUCUUCAUCCUGUUAAAUUGUACUGAGUACCAGUAAAAGUAAAGAAACAUGAAUCAA